Myxocyprinus asiaticus (Chinese sucker) is the source of this 4006-nucleotide messenger RNA. RefSeq names its product ring finger protein, LIM domain interacting (gene rlim). Gene Ontology annotation, cellular component: nucleoplasm; cytoplasm. The transcript has 4 exons. Gene Ontology annotation, biological process: protein ubiquitination; ubiquitin-dependent protein catabolic process; random inactivation of X chromosome. Lineage: Eukaryota; Metazoa; Chordata; Actinopteri; Cypriniformes; Catostomidae. The coding region runs from base 158 to 2170 and encodes 670 amino acids. The record is from RefSeq and is a predicted model, not a curated record. Gene Ontology annotation, molecular function: ubiquitin protein ligase activity.
AAACAGAUUCGCUGUUGAAGAGACGCUUGCAAAAAUGAACUCCUGAAUAGCUGUCAAGAUCAUCACAGAAAAACUUCUAAAAGACGCACACAAAACUGUGACUAAAUAAGCGAAAACAUAGACACAUAUAAUAAGUUCGUAGUGAAUCGGAGUAGUGAUGGAGGGUCAGGAUAAUGCAGAUCAAGUUGGCAGUGAUCAGUCGGAAAUACAGCGCAGGAGACAGCUGGAUCGUCUGGCCCGAGAGGAGGCCUUCUACCAGUUUGUCAACAAUCUAAGUGAGGAGGACUACAGGCUCAUGAGAGACAACAAUCUGCUUGGCACCCCUGGUGAAAUUACAGCAGACGAACUGUUGAGUCGUCUUCGGCAAGUCAAGGAUGGCCCUGAGCCGCCGAGCAGUGGCACCACUGAGGAGAGGAGUGAAGGGCCAAGUGCAACAGAGUCAGAGGGCACUGAGGAAAACCCCAGUGGGGAGACUCUUCUGGACUGGCUUAACACAGUACGACAGACGGGUAAUACAACAAGGAGCGGUUACCGGGGUAACCAGUCAUGGCGGGCUGUAAGCCAAACCAAUCCCAACAGCGGAGAUUUCCGCUUCAGCUUGGAGAUCAAUGUCAAUCGCAACCUAGCUGAACAGCAAACGCAGACCGAGAGACUGGAAGGGGGCCAGGAACAACCAGAUGUCCCCAUGUCUGAUCCUGAAAGUCUUGUGGAGAUGGCAGAGGUGGUUGAGGAACCAGUGCUGGAUGAGUUGGCUGUUAUAGUAGAUCCAGAGCUACAAGUUCCCAGCACCCUGUCUUUAAACAGGGACAAUAGGGCACCAACUCCGCCAGCUUCAACUCCGCCAGCUUCAACUCCGCCAGCUUCAACUCCGCCAGCUUCAACUCCGCCAGCUUCAACUCCGCCAGCUUCAACUCCGCCAGCUUCAACUCCCCCAGCUUCAACUCCCCCAGCUUCAACUCCCCCAAUCUUGCCUCCAGUGGAGCAACCACGCAGGGGUCAAAUAAGGGCUCGCAGCAGAAGCCCAGAGCAGCGACGGACAAGGGCUCGCACUGCAAGAGGUCGUUCACCUCUCAACCUCGAAAGAUUGGAUGGACUUCCUCCUACUCAGCAUGGACUACCUAAUCGCAAUUCGGAGACCCUUCCUGAGGUGGAGGGAAGCUCAAGGACUCGGCAACUGUUUUUGUCUCGGCAGAGCACCGUAGAAGCUGAAUCUCAAGAAUCGGGAGCAGAAGCCCCCGAGGCACCACAGGAAAGAGAGGCACCUGCUGGAGAAGCAGGAGCUUCAGGUCGACGUCCUCCAACCAUAAUGCUGGACUUGCAGGUACGUAGGGUACGUCCUGGAGAGUACCGUCAGAGAGACAGCAUUGCCAACCGGACAAGGUCUCGGUCGCAGACCUCCAACAACACUCUAUUAUAUGAGACUGAGCGUGGGGGCUUCCGCCGGACCUUCUCCCGUUCUGAACGGGCGGGAGUGAGGACGUACGUCAGCACCAUCCGCAUUCCUAUUCGCAGGAUCUCAGAUACCGGACUUGGGGAAGCCACUUCUCUGGCUCUGCAGUCCAUGAUUCGGCAGAUCAUGACUGGCUUCGGGGAACUUAGCUACUUUAUGGACUCGGACUACUCUGAGUCGAGCCGUGAAGACAACCCAUCAGCAGACCUUGUGGAUGCACUGGGCAAUCCUGAUGCUUCUACUGAAACUGCUUCUUCUGAAGCAGAUUCCUUUGUUCCUGGAGCUGGAAGCUCUGACCAGGAUGGUUUGGAGGCACGGACAGAGGAAAUGGAAGUGGAAGGUGGAGUGCCCGGCGCUGCAACUCCUCUUGAAAACAGAGCCAGACCACGUGCACCCAUUAGCCUGGAUGAGACUGGAUCUCUUCCCUUUCUACGACUUGCGCACUUCUUCUUGCUAAAUGAGGAUGAUGAUGAUCAGCCUAGAGGCCUCACCAAAGAACAGAUCGACAACCUCUCCACGCGAAACUUUGGCGAGAGCGAUGCGCUUAAAACCUGCAGUGUCUGCAUUACGGAGUACGCCGAAGGCAACAAGUUGCGGAAGUUGCCCUGCUCGCAUGAGUACCAUGUGCACUGUAUUGACCGCUGGCUUUCAGAAAACUCAACCUGCCCGAUCUGCCGCAGGGCGGUUCUUGUGUCCACCAACCGAGAGAGUGUCGUCUAGCCAAAACUGGUUCGGUGGCACUCUGACAUGUUUCUUGCCUCUCUUUCCUUCCCUUUACAUUUAGUACCUAGUUAUUUGAGGACUGUCAUGCAGAUUUUUCAGUACAUCCUAUAUGAAGCCAUCAAGUUUUACCAGAUUCGCUGGAGUUGGCCAGGAACAAGUUUGUUUUCAAACUAAAAAUGAGUGUAUUCUGACUCAUCUUGCGAUGGAAUAAAUUUUGAUUCAAGACAAAACAGACGUAGACCAUGCUGCAAGCCCUGAUCAUUCACUUGUAUUGAAAAUCAACAAUGUCAUUCAACAACAUUAUAUGAUGGGCAACGUUCAUACGCGUUCAUACUAUACAGAUUUGAAUUUUAAAGUUAGUAUUCCAUAACAGAUUCCAACAAAAGAUUGUGUUUAAAUAAAACGUAACAAUUUGAUAACAUUGCACACCUGUAAGCUUGAAGAAUAGUGACUAGUAAUCAAACUUUAAUCACUUGAGACAAAUGCAAUUCGAUUGGAAGAUAGUCCCAACUUUUAAACAGUGCUGCGGUUAUUAAAACUAUUAUUAUUUUUUUCAUACAGUGUUGGUUGUGUUUCAGUAUGAAAGCAUGGUCUGUUUUGUACCAGUUCCCCAAUUGUCGUAAAUGUCCAUGUAUAGAUAAACAGUAGGAAAUUCAAGUUCUGAAUUUAAUAGGAUUUGGUAUUUUAAAGUGUUCUGUUAUGCUGGUUUUUGAAACUAUGUUUUCAGACACUUUCCAAACACACAAAAAGCUGUAAAUAUGCUACACAGAUCCAUCAGGUUUAAUUUCCCCCCAAUUUUUACUAUUAUACCAGAUGGCUGACUCAAACUUAUUUCAUAUAUCUCAAGAAAUACAACAAACUUGGCUACAUAAAGGCAAUGUUUUGGAAUGCUUAUAGGGAAAAUGUAAAGGAAGUUUUGACGUUGACUUGUAUGUUGUAGUCUGUAAAUAUUAACAUUCAAAAUGAAGAUUUAAACCGAAGUUUUCUAACAGUUCUGUACAUGGAAAAAUAGUAACAUUUAUCUUUAAUGCGGAGGAAAUUAUUUUUCUCAUUAUGUAAUGGUUGGUUUAUAUGGGUGCUAAUGUCCUUAGUCCCAUUAGAGUAAAGAAAUGCAGUGUUAUUAUCUAGGAACUAUAUAUGAAAUACCUGUUUUCAUUGUUUCUGUGUUGACUUUAAAAGCCUGACCCUAACCUAAACAUAAUAUCCCCAACCAUGAGUUACAUCAGCAUUUCAUAUAUUGUAAGCAAGCAAACUGUUGUAAAUGCAUAUUAUUGCAAAUCAGUUCUGAGGUCAAUAGAAUUGAUUAAUUUUGUCUUGAUAUUUAUAGGUUAUAUUUUUGACUCAUUUUCUUAGUCAUUUUUGACUAGCUUCCAAUGUUUAAAAUGAAUAAAAUUAUUUCCUCACCUGUCCAUUGCUCUGUGGCCUCACCAGUGUCCCGUCAUAUUAAGUGCUGCUUAAAUCAUAGCUCUGUUAUCACAAAAUUAAGUUAAGCAAUACCUCCUGCUCUUAAACAACUCAAGAAUAUGCUGUGAAAAGUUUAUUACCCAACACUGGUUCUGCACACCCUUGACAUAUUUAUUUAUUUUUUUGCAAGGUUUGGUUCAAGGUUUGAGCUUUAAUGAAUAAUUGAUUUUCCAGAAGUUUUUCAGUUUUGGAUUGGAUGAGUUCGCCAGGUGUCAUUUCCUUGUACCACACCACUGCUUGCUGCACAGAUAUUGCACACUUUCCACAGUCUGCUUGGCCGAAAGGUGGCUACAACUUGGAUCAGUCUGUUCUGGCUUCAUCAAGCCAUAAUGUUAUUUGUAUAGUACAAUAAAGAUAUGUACAGCAACA